AUGAGAAAACUAUCACAUCCAGUCACCAUCAUCACCACCAACUGCCAUCAAGAAUUUCAUGCUGCAACCAUCUCAUCCUUAACUUCAAUCUCAUUAGAUCCGAUCCCAUUAAUCUCAUUUUCUUUAAGACUACCUUCUAAAUUAUUUAAUCUCAUUUCACUUAACCAUCAUCAUCCUUUCAAUGUACAUCUUUUAAAUCACGAUCAUCAAUCUAUUACCCUUUCAAAACGUUUUUCUAAACCUAGAUCGUCUUUAGAAACCAAAAUCGGUUUGGAUGAUGAUCAGAAACAGCUUAUUGGGGAUCAGAUCGGCUUGGGAAGAUUGGUUUGUUCGAUUUGGAAAACGAUUGAAUUGAUGGAAGAUUCAAGUAAGGAAAAAGAAGUGAAAUCGGUGUUGAUUUUGGCUAAAGUGAUCAAAGUCAUCGAUGUUGAAACUCUUCAUCAAUCUAAACCUUUGCUAUACUAUAAUCAAACGUAUACUACUCUGCAAGAUUAA
Molecule: messenger RNA, 495 nt
Organism: Melampsora larici-populina 98AG31
Lineage: Eukaryota; Fungi; Basidiomycota; Pucciniomycetes; Pucciniales; Melampsoraceae
Exons: 1
Coding region: 1-495 (164 amino acids)
Molecular function (GO): FMN binding; riboflavin reductase (NADPH) activity
Source: RefSeq, a predicted model, not a curated record